Schistosoma intercalatum is the source of this 5928-nucleotide messenger RNA. NCBI's taxonomy places the organism in Eukaryota, Metazoa, Platyhelminthes, Trematoda, Strigeidida, Schistosomatidae. The record is from the annotation of a GenBank genome assembly.
GUCUCAAGGUUGUAAAUCAGCUGUUCAUUAGAAAUGGCGUUUACUUUGGAUGAUGACAAAAGAUGUCAGCUUAAUGAGGAUAUCAUUAAACAGCUAUACCUUGUGGCUUAUAUGCAGGGAAGCAAGCUUCCAACAUGCCUUGUUACUAACUCAAAAUGUAGCAAGGUUCAGGUUCGCGGAGAUGGACGUACUGCUGUUGACAUGAGAUCACAUGUACAUCAAACUGUUUUACCUGUGGUUAUAAAAGCUGAUCACCCAAUUCCAGUUUCAUGUAGCGUUUAUUAUUUCGAGAUAACCGUUAAUGUUAAAAGUCGUUCUGGUUUACUUGCUUUGGGUGUAUGUUCAUCACGUUCAUCUACAAAUGAAUGGCCAGGGAUGGAAUUUACAUCGUAUGGUUACCACAGUAAUAGCGGAACAAUUUAUCAUAAUUCCAAAGAACUACCCAUUUCUGCGCCUAGUUUUGGUGAAUCGGAUAUAAUUGGUUGCGGUGUGAAUUUUGUUAAUAAUUCUGUUUUUUUCACAAAAAAUGGUGUAUUUGUUGGACCAAUAAGUGCUGGUAAAAAGUUGCCACAUCCAGUCUAUCCUUGUAUUGCUUUCGCCUGUCCCAAUUGCCAUGUGAGCGUCAAUUUCGGUCAUCACAAAUUUGCAUACAAUAUUGGUCAGUAUAUUGCUCGUGAACGUGCUGUAGCAAUAAGUACAGCAGUCGAUCGUAAAUGUAAUGAUCAGUUAGCUUAUGUGACAAUGAGAAACUUAGUCGCAACCUAUCUAUUACACAACGGUUUCCUUGAGUCGGCUCAAGCUUUAGGCGAAUGGGUCACAAAGGCUUCUAUCGAUUCUUCUACUACGACCAAUGAAAACAAUGAGUUUACUGAUAAUAAUGACUAUAAUGUACAUCAUAAUGAAGAUAGCAGUAGUAAUUAUGACACAAACGGUAAAUCACCUGUAAAAUCAUCUGCAUCUGAAACACCGAAUGGUAGUUGUCCAUCGUCUAUAAACAAACAUAUAUAUCAAAUAGAUUCAAUAACAAAUUCUACAAAUGGCACUUGUCAUUUGAACAACGAUCACAAUCAUAGUAACCACAAUAAUACUGACACUGAUAAUAACGGUAUUACUUUCGAUGAACUAGGUGGUGAACAACAAUCAAAGUUGCCAACAACAGCGCCAACCAAUCAACAUUAUCAGUCGAAGGUAAAUUUAGUCAAAUCAUCGAAGGAUACAAUCCUAAAUGAUUUAUUUCGUUGGCCUGAAGCUGUAGAUAUACUACUUAGACGAAGACAUUUAAGAGAGACUAUUCGUAACGGUGAUUAUUUAUCUGCAUUAGAUCAAUUAAAAGCUUAUUUCAAAACAUUAUGGGAAAAUGAUCCAUCUAUUACGUUUGUAUUAAAAUGUCAUCAUUUUAUAGAUUUAAUACGUCAGCAUUAUACAACCAAUUCUUCCAAAGAACCUGUAUGUUUAAACGGUUUACCUGACAAUAAUAAUAUUGAUAGUAAUAUUAGGAAAACAUUACAGUCUAACGGCUUAGAUACUCAUCGAAAUAAUCAAAAGAGAAUAAAGCCUUCAAGCUCUUCAGAAUCAUCACCUGAAAUAACAACAACACCUAAUAAACAUGAUUGUCAAUGUAAACAUUUAAUUAAUUCUAAUCAUAAUCAUCAUUCAAUGAAUUUAGAGCUAACAGCUCUCACAACAAUUGAUGCUACUAAUAUUACAAAUAAUUCUAUCAUCAAUCGACCGUCUUGUUUAACAUCAACUACUAAUAAUUAUAAUCAUUCACAUAAUCCAUCAGAUUAUCAAUCACCUGUUAGGCUUCGUUUUAACCUACCAAGUAAUGAAUGGAAUAAUAAUGGAUUAUUAUUACCAGCAAUAAGUGGUGAAUAUAGCUCUGAAAUUCUACCGUCAGUCUUUCCAAAAAAUGGUCCUUCUCUUAAUGAUAAUACUCCUUCUGCUAAUGGUACUGGUGUUAGCCUUGACUGUAUUACUAAUGGUAAUAAUAAUGAUAAUAAUUCAUCAGAAAUCAUCUGUCCUGUUAUGUUCCCUGUCUAUGCAGAAAACAAUCACAUUAAGACUGACAAUAGAAAAUUGAUUAGGCCAUACAAAUGGAAUCAUCACCUAUCGAAUUCUUAUAUUCGACAUAUUUCAUUAACUGGAAUGAUGUUAGAACCACAUAUUGAAGGUUUGAAUAUGGAAUUGCGUUUAAUUGAUUCAGUCAAUGAUCUAGGUUUAGGAAUUGAGUAUAAAGGACUGAACUGUUUAACUGUAAUACGUCGUCAUCGUGGCGGUGUUGGUAAUGGUCAUUGUCGACGAAAACGAAUACAUGUUAAUAAGUUACACAGUUUUUCAUCAUCAUCAUCAUUAAUAUCCUUAUCUUCUUAUGAUCGUUCAUAUUCAACUUCUAAUUCUGUAUCAUUUAAACCGAAAUACAAAUCAAAAUAUCAUUUUGAUUCCUAUCAUCAUGAUCAUCAUCAUCCUUCCAUUAAUGUUCAAAAACAGGCUAAUGAAAUUAUAACAAAUGGCAAUUCAAUGUAUUCACCUGUUGAUGAUGACUCUACCAUAUCUUUGUCUAAAAUCGAUCCAAUUGAUCAUGAGAAUAAUUCUGUGGAAAAUAAACAAAAUGGUGAUUUGUUUCAUUCAGUCAACAGUAAUGGAUUUUAUUUUGAUGAUUCCAUUAAUUCUAAUCAUCAUCCACAUCAUCAUCAUAAUUAUUUCGAUAAUAGUAAUAAUAAUAAUAAUGGUGAUGUUGAAAGUGUGGAUCAGAUAUUGAAUAAUGAACUACGUGAGUUAAUUGAAUAUGGACGUAAUUUACGAUCAAGUGCACUAGAAUUGCAACGUCAAGGAGUGAUCAGUUUGGAACAAUGGUUACUUUUAAGUGAUGCAUUCAGUUUAGUUGCAUAUCAAAAUCCAUACAAAAGUCCGCUUAGUGGUUUGUUACAUCCAAAAUAUCGAGAAUUAUUAGCUGAUGCUGUAAAUGAUGCUAUUUUGGUGCAUUUAAAACAACCUUGUCGUCCGGUUUUGGAUAUAGCUUUAACAUAUUUGGAGCAUGUUUUAACCGAUGAAGGAUCAUCGUGUAAAACAACCAACAAUGGUCCCUUUGGUUUUUAUCGUUUCAAAUCUGGUCAGUCAAAUGUUAGCGGGUUGUCUGUUGAUCCUUUACAAAAUAGAACUCCUACUGCCAGGACUACUGCUGAUGAUAUUUGUCUUACAUCUAGAACUAAUCAUACACCAACUCAUGAAUCUACAAUAACACCUGCUUCACGUGAUACACCAACUACACCAAAUCGUAGUAUAGCAAUAGGUAUCAUGCAUCGUGAUGAUAUUGAUGAUGAACCACGGCAUAUAACAACUGAUAUUCAAACAUAUGCUUUGAGUUUAAAUGAAUUCAAUGGUUCUACAAAUCUACUUCGUCCUGCUAGUACUUCAAUUAUAUCCAGCUCUUUGUAUGUUCCUCCAUCGGCUUUAAUUUCAUUAACUGGACGAAAUAAUAAUCCAAUUACUCGAAGUUCCGACAUACAGAGAUCAUCAUUAUCAACAUCACGCACAAGACCAACAAGUUUACAAAACUUAAUUCAUCAACGACAUCAGUCACAAUUACUUGAUAAUCAGAGUACUACUACAAUGACUGGUACCACUACUACUACUGCUACUACCAGUAGUAGUACUUCAUCACCUUCACAUUUCAAUCGCUUUCUAGUCACAACAGCUAGUUGGCCUGCUUCCACAUCUUUUUCCUCUUCAACAUCAAAUAACACUACUACUACUACUAGUACUACACAAAAUCUUAAUCGUUUCUCACCUUCACGUAUUACCGUUACCUCUUCUCUUACUAAUACGCAUGCACCAACUGGACCGGAAUUAGCAGGAUUUUUUCAUCCAAUUUUAUUUAUAGGAUAAACGAGAUUUUUCUAUGCGUACAUUGUCGUUGUUGUUGGUGUUGUUUUUCUUUUUAAAGGAUAAAAAACCAUAAGAUUAGAUGAAUUUUCAGUCUAUACUUUUUCCCUCUGGGUAUUUUCCUUCCUUUAUCUGUUAACAUGCACCAUAUCCUCUCCCUUGCCCUAACUAUACUUCAGUUUAAUCCCCCCUCCCUAUCUUAUUUCAAUUACCAAUGUAAUUAUAAUCCCUUCAUAAUGGAUGUUUGUUACUUUGUUGCUUUCAUAUUUAUACUUAUAUUAUGGUAUAUUGAUUUGCAGUUGUUUAAUUAUUAUUACUAUAAGUGAUAAUUUCUUUUUACUUUAGACAACUAUUUUCAGUUGUGAAUUGACUUUGUUCCUUUUUUAAAGAAUGUAAUUAAAUGAUUAAAUUUGAGGAACAUAUUGUUUAUGCAAUCCUGUUUCGAUGGUUAAAUGUAUUAUAUUUAAUGAUAUUUAUACACUCAGAGGCAUGCAAACGAUAAACACCAUAAAUACAAUCGAUAGGUAAAUAAAUGACAAACAAUAAGAGUAAGGAAAAUUAAAGAAAACAAACGAUGGGAUUAUUUGUUAUACAAGGAAAUAAAGAAUACAAGAUGAAUUACUAAUGUAAAAUUCAUAGGAUUAUUGAUCUCAAGAAAAGAAAGAAACAAAGCAAUAAUGAGGUAGGCAGGUGAUGUAUACACUAACAUGUUAUUCUUUUCAAAAAUAUACGUAUCCAGGUAGUUUAUUCUUAUUCACUUAAAUCAUCAUCUGUUUAGAUCAUACAGUUAAUAAUGAUUAUGAAUACACAGUUGCUGUGCUCAAGAUGAAAAGUAUGCUGAUCUACUUCUUUGUGUGUGUGUGUGUGUUCGUAUGUGUACGCCUAUGUUUGUACUUUUUUUAUUUUUUACUAAGGUGGAACAAAAACUUCGUUCUUUUUUUCUGAUAACUACUAUUUUUUUUAAAGAAAGAAAAUACUACUAAUUAUAUCCCCCUCCCUUUUUGUCGAGAAAUUUGUUUUCCAUUGUUAUUACUUGUAUUUCCCUUCUUUUUAUGUCUUUCUGUAAUAAACUCUUCUCACUAGUUGACCACAUUUUUAUAAAUUAGAAAAGUAUACUUUUAAAAAGGAAUAAAUGGUUUACCUGAUAUUCUUGACUUUCUUAAUUAUCUUGUGAAAAACAGUUUAUUAUUCUUGUUUAUUUGCUAAUAACUUGUGGCCAACAAAAUCCACUAAUGUUAAUAAUAAAUAGAUUAUUUAUAUUGACGCCCCUCCCCCUUUAAUAAAUUUUCUGCACAGUCUGUUAACCAAUCAGUUUUAAUUACGUGACAAUAAUAUACACAUGUGUUUGUUUAAUCCUAUACAUUUACUUAUUUUCUCUUACAUAUACACUUGUGUAAUACAAUCCACUUAGACUUUCCUUUCACCAUAUCCACAUAUGAUUAAGUUUUCUUUUGAUGGGAGAGAGAGAGAGGCGCUGAGUUGGUCUCUUUUCACUAUCUUCAAUCGUCUUUUUAUAUUAUUUUCAACAAACAGAGAAAAUAAUCUGAUAUUACUAUUACUAUCACAAAUAUUAUUACUGUUACAUGAUUUGUUUAAUUCAAUCAACUAUAUUUGUUUGUAUUAUUAUGCAAUUUUUUUUUACUAAACAAAAGAAUUCGCUCUAGUUUAUUCAUUAACUUCUUCGUGUAGCUACUGUUUACUACUCUCUGGUUCGUUGAUUGGUUCACUUUAAGAAGUAAAUAACUUGAGGAUUAUUAUUGAGUCAUUUCAUUCUAUGUGUGGAAGAGAGAGAGAGAGUUUUUUUUCUUAUAAUUUUUUAUAUAUUUAAUCUAAACAAGGAAGUUUACAACAAAAUGAGAGAUAAUAACUGAGAGACUUCGUUAUAUCCUUGAGACUAUCAUAAUAAUAAUAAUUAUUAUUAUUUUUACCAUUAAAUAAAAAUCUACAAUGAAUAUGACUAUUGAAAUAAUGAUAAUUACUGUUAUUGUUACAAUUUUGGGAAUGAAUGUUUUUACAAAUAAAUAAAUGGAAUUUCAUUGUAUGUAA